GGCGGCCCUGCUUUCUUAGCCUCCCAACCUGACGGCCCUGGCUGUUGGGCGCCAUGCGGCGGCCGGCAGAUAUCGAGCGCGAUAUCAAGGCCGCCAGGGAGCAGCUGCUGCUGGGCAACUACCAGAACUCCAUGGAGCGCUACGAGGCGGUCCUCGCAGUGCCGGCGGAGGUGGUGGCCAGUGGCCUGCCGGCGGCGGAGCGGAAGCAAGCGGCCGAGAUGUUCGAGAGGCUGCAGCGGCAGUUGAAGGUCGAGGCGGACUUGCUCACGCGAAUCCAAGAUGAGUGGACCUCCUUGGGGCCCUUCGGCGCCGCCGCUCAGAAUGCGGGGCCUGGAGGCAAGGUGAACAUGCUCGACGACUUCGCGAGCAUGGCGGCCGCCAAGCCGGUGCGAAGAGAGGAGGAGGUUGUGAAGCCUGCUGCCGUCUGGGACGGCGUGAUUGCUCCGCCCUCUCCACGCGAUCGAGGGCGAGAGUUCCAGAAACCCGCGGCGCGGCCCCGGGUCGGGUCAGGCGCCGCGGGCGGGCAGCCGGGCUUCGGGGAGCUGCCGGGCUGGGCCCAGGGCCGCGAUCCGCCGCGGCGGGAGCUGCCACGAAGAUCGCCGGGCAGGCAGGAGGAGCGCUCCGCCGGCCCUGCGAGGCGGCAAGUGGCCGCCCGGGAGGCUCGAGAGGCUCCAGCGGCUGAGCAGCGUGGUGGGGGCAGCGGCCGGAACUACAAGAAGCCCUGGAUGGACAAUGUGCCGGACAAGAAGGGCAAGGAGGAGAAGGGCAAGGGCGUAGAGGCGGGCUCCUUCUUGGAGCACGUCUAUGGCUCCAGCGGCUCAGGGCCCGACGCUGAGCUGAUUCAGAAUCUGGAGAGAGACUGUGUGGAUCGCUGCCCCUCGGUCACGUGGGAGUCCAUCGCCGGCCUGGAGCAGGCCAAGUCCUUGUUGGAAGAGGCUGUGGUGCUGCCUCUCGUGAUGCCUGAGUACUUCCAGGGCAUCCGCAGACCCUGGAAGGGUGUUUUGAUGUUUGGACCUCCCGGCACCGGCAAGACCAUGCUGGCAAAGGCGGUGGCCACGCAGUGCUCCACGAGUUUCUUCAACGUCUCAGCCUCCACCAUGGCCAGCAAGUACCGGGGUGACUCGGAGAAGUUGGUGCGGCUACUCUUCGAGAUGGCGCGAUUUUAUGCGCCGACGACCAUCUUCUUCGACGAGGUAGAUGCGCUGGGCAGCAAGCGCGGGGACGCCAGCGAGCACGAGGCCUCCCGUCGCGUGAAGGCAGAGCUGUUAGUCCAGAUGGAUGGCGUGGGCACCACGCAGGAGGAUGGCAGCGAGGCCCCGGCCCAACGCCAGGUGAUGGUCCUGGCUGCCACGAACCGCCCCUGGGACCUCGACGAAGCCCUCAGAAGGCGCCUGGAGAAGCGUAUCUACAUCCCGCUGCCCGAGGCGGAAGGCCGCAAGCAGCUCUUUGAGAUCAACCUCCGGGAGGUGAAGAAGGGCACCGACGUGGCGGUGCAGGGUCUGGUCGACAAGACCAAGGGCUACAGCGGCGCGGAUGUGACCAACGUGUGCCGCGAGGCGGCCAUGAUGGGCUUGCGGCGGCGCAUGGCCAAGGCGCGACAGGAGGGCAAGAGCUUGGUGGAGAUGCACAACCUCAAGCAGGAGGUGGACGUGCCGGUGACCCAGGCGGACUUUCUGGAGGCCAUCAGCAACGUGAACCGCUCCGUGGGCAACGACGACCUGCAGCGCUUCUCCGACUGGAUGAAGGAGUUCGGCAGCAUCUGAGCGAGCGAUUUUCGAAAGACCGGACAAUGGACAGGGCUCCUUGAAAGAUCUCCGUUUUA
Molecule: messenger RNA, 1822 nt
Organism: Effrenium voratum
Lineage: Eukaryota; Dinophyceae; Suessiales; Symbiodiniaceae
Source: the annotation of a GenBank genome assembly